Zophobas morio is the source of this 1722-nucleotide messenger RNA. RefSeq lists its product as uncharacterized. The record is from RefSeq and is a predicted model, not a curated record. Gene Ontology annotation, biological process: fatty acid biosynthetic process. The coding region runs from base 94 to 1722 and encodes 542 amino acids. Gene Ontology annotation, molecular function: acyltransferase activity, transferring groups other than amino-acyl groups. Lineage: Eukaryota; Metazoa; Arthropoda; Insecta; Coleoptera; Tenebrionidae. The transcript has 12 exons. Gene Ontology annotation, cellular component: membrane.
UUAUUAGAUAUCGUACUUAUUAACUUUAUUCGGUUUGGUGCGUCUUUCUUGCUUUACUCAACUCCCUAUAAGAUUCUUUUUUAAAGCUAAACCAUGUCCUCUGGAGGUGACUCUGGAGAGAAGAAAAGACCUAUUGUUCCCCUUUUAUCGUUGGAUUCUAAAACUUCGGAUAAAAGAAUUUCUUCUCCUAUUUUGAAUACUACUGAGUCCGUUGAAGUAAAGAAUGAGCAAUUAGCUAAUAAAGCUUUUAAGCGUGUUUCACGAGCUUUAUACAAAGACACUAUUCCCUCCUUGAAACAUAUAUUGGCCGGUUAUUCGAGACAAGAUCCCUUGAGUAGCGCUCAUCUUAUAUUUAUUUUAUCUUUUAUAUUACUUGACGCAUUCUUCAUACAAGUUUUUUUUAGCUAUGAGCAAAUUUUGAUUUUAGUUGAUCAGUUUAGGCGACAUGCCUUAGAGCUCGGCGUUACUAUUGGCUGCUUGUUUUUUCUGCAAGUUGCUUAUCGUAUUCGUCGUCCGAGGACAGUUUAUUUGAUUGAUUUCCAAACCUUUAAGCCUAGUGAAGAGCUUGCAGUUAGCCACAAGACAUUUGUAGACUUAGCGAAAAAUAUAAAAGUUUUUGAUGAAGAGUCCCUCAAAUUUCAAGAGCGUUUACUAAGUCGUAAUGGUGUCGGAGAGAAUACUUAUUUGCCUCCCGCCAUCAUGACUUACAAAGAAGACAAAGAAAACUUACCAAAAACUUCAGAACUUUUAAACAUGAAGAGCUCGAGAGAAGAAGCAGAAUUGGUUAUGUUUACUUGCAUUCAUGAUUUGCUAAAUAAAACGAAAUGCCCAGCAAAAAAUAUUGAUAUUCUUAUAGUGAACUGCAGUCUGUUUAAUCCUACUCCCUCCCUUUCCUCGAUGGUUGUUAAUAAGUUUAAAAUGAGAAACGAUAUUCGUAGUUACAAUCUUUCCGGAAUGGGUUGCUCAGCCGGUUUGAUCUCCAUUGAUCUCGCAAAGGAUUUGCUUCAAGUUCAUAGAAACACCACCUGCCUCGUGUUCUCUACAGAAAAUAUAACCCAAAACUGGUACUUAGGAAAAGAGAAGUCGAUGCUGCUGGCUAAUACGCUCUUUCGGUUGGGCGGUGCAGCAGUUCUUCUCAGCAACAAAAGAAAGGAAUCUUCUCGAUCGAAGUAUGUACUCCUCCACACCGUCCGGACCCAUCGCGGCGCUGACGACCCGGCGUAUUAUAGUAUUUAUCAGACUGAAGACAAUGAAAGGAAUGCUGGGGUUCGGCUCUCCAAGUCGAUCAUGGACGUCUCCGGAUCGGCCUUGAGGCAGAAUAUCUCCACCCUUGGACCACUCAUCCUCCCCUUUAACGAACAGUUCAAGUUUUUUAUCAACUUCUUCCAGCGCACGUGGUUGAAGAAGCGUGUGAAGCCGUACAUGCCGAACUUCCGCUCGGCCGUGCAGCAUUUCUGCAUACACACCGGAGGGAGGGCAGUUAUCGACACCUUAGAGGAAGUUUUAAAGCUAACAGAGUACGACUGCGAACCAAGCCGCUAUGCAUUGGAUCGAUUCGGAAACACGUCGUCUGCUUCUAUAUGGUACGAACUGGAGUUUAUUGAAACGGCGGGCCGAGUGAAGAGGCACGACCGAGUGUGGCAGAUAGCCUUCGGUUCGGGCUUCAAAUGCAACUCCGCCGUCUGGAAGGCCAUUCGGGAUAUCCCUCAAAAUCCUUCGUGA